AUGGCAACUUUGUGGACCAAAGCCGGCCUGAAAUUGGCAUCCAGCGGCGUCGCGCCUCUUCAGUUCCAGCGGGGCGCGGCUAGACUCACGUCGAUCCACGCCAUUCCACUGACCUACACUGUUGCCCCAGUGGUCAACCACAGUCUCACCAAGUCGAACGAAAGAAAGACGCUUCUCGCCAGACCCGGGCUUCUUGGUAUCAAGAGAGAGAUGGUUUCUUGGUUCUCGCCGAGCGGAGCACAAUUUGCCGCCACCAUCAUCGAAAUCGAUGCAUGUGAAGUGGUGGACACGAUACUGUUUACCGAGCAUGGCUACUCUGCCGUGAAGGUGGGCCACGUGGAUAAGUUGAAGAACGUCGACGCCGGGGUUUUGCGCAUGUGUGAGGCCGCCGGGGUGUCACCCAAAGCCAAGAUCUCCGAGUUCAGAGUGAGGACCGACGAGGGCCUCAUACAGCCAGGCGCAGAGCUUAAGGCAGACUACUUUGCGGUGGGCCAGCUUGUGGAUGUCAAGGGCGUGACCAAAGGUAAAGGCUUUGCCGGUGUCAUGAAGAGACACGGCUUCAAGGGUUUGGGAGCCACUCACGGUGUGUCCGUGUCGCAUAGAUCUGCCGGAUCCAUGGGUCCCACGCAAGAUCCCGGUAGAGUGUUGCCAGGAAAGAAGAUGGCCGGCCGUAUGGGCGGCAACAACUGCACUGUCCACAACAACGAGGUUUUGCAUGCCGACGGUGACGCCGGGAUCUUGGUGGUGAAGGGCCAGAUCCCCGGGCCCAGAGGAGCAUACGUCAAGAUCACUGACGCAAGAAAGGUUUACGGUAAGUCCUUGCUUUCGGAGAAGAAAUUGUAA
Molecule: messenger RNA, 843 nt
Organism: Metschnikowia bicuspidata var. bicuspidata NRRL YB-4993
Lineage: Eukaryota; Fungi; Ascomycota; Pichiomycetes; Serinales; Metschnikowiaceae
Product: mitochondrial 54S ribosomal protein uL3m
Exons: 1
Coding region: 1-843 (280 amino acids)
Biological process (GO): translation
Cellular component (GO): ribosome; mitochondrial large ribosomal subunit
Molecular function (GO): structural constituent of ribosome
Source: RefSeq, a predicted model, not a curated record